Messenger RNA from Folsomia candida, 1355 nucleotides. RefSeq lists its product as uncharacterized. The record is from RefSeq and is a predicted model, not a curated record. Bases 79 to 1119 code for a protein of 346 amino acids. The transcript is spliced from 4 exons. Lineage: Eukaryota; Metazoa; Arthropoda; Collembola; Entomobryomorpha; Isotomidae.
GCACUCGGUUCCAGCUUCCAGUCGGUGAGACAACGUCGCUCAGACAAGUACACUUGGUUUAUCAAAUAGCUUAUCAUCAUGAGGGGUAUUACCACCGCAGUAUUUUUUACGGUGUGCGUCUUCGCCGUGGUGAGUGCCGCACCGAGUAACAAAAAGUGGGGGAAGAAUGAGGCCCGUGUGGAUGACGAUGAUUCGGAGGGAGGCAUCUACCCGUCCGAUCGGACCAGACCGAGCUCACCGAGACGUGGGGGUCCAAGUGAAGGUCGCUCAAAUACGAGGGGAGGUCAAGGGCCGUACCUUUUCUUCAGGGAACCUAAAGCCAUUGGUGGUGUCCCAUCCUCCCCCUGGGGUCGUCGUCCCAUCGCAGUAGGCAACAAACCAUGGCCACGAUACAUUCAAGGCAGAGAUGACGAAGAGGAUGACGACGAGGAUGAUGAAGACGCAGAGGAUGACAUUCAAGACGACGAGGGAGGCAGUGACGAAGAUGAGUAUGCCUUUGAUACGCCGAGCUGGGAUGAUAUCUACCCCAAGGAGGAGACUGGACCAUACGCUCAAAGGAACGCCCCCAUUCAGCAGGGACAAGGUCAACAAUGGAACUCCGUCCAAGGUCAAUCUGGGGGAUACUCGCUGUCUCCGGGAACUCCAGGCAGCUCGGGGUACCAGGGAAGGAGUGGUUUCAACCGAGCCCCAUCAAAGCCUUGGCAGCAAAGAAAUUGGCAGGGAGAAGGACCAUGGGCGACUGGUGGUCGUCGACAAGUCCGACAACGCCGACCCAUAGCGUGGGUUCGAGUCCCGAAACAGGGUCAUUAUGAGGAUCAGGAUGUCGAGGGUCCACCACCUUCUUGGUCUCGCUGGUCUGCCGGAAGCAGUUCUUCUGCCGGAAACUGGAAUUCUGGUUCCCCAGCCGUCUACUAUCGUCAACGUCCACAGUAUGUUCGCCGAUCGUGGAACUGGAGGCCAUCUCAGCGCCCAAUUCAGGUAGAAAGUGAGGAAGAAAGUGGUGAAGUUGCGCCACCACAAGUCUGGUCGUCUGCUGGCCCUCGUCGCUUGGUCAAGAGCUGGGCAAGGACACAGCCUCCAACUUGGCAAGGACGUCAGCAAAAGUGGGGGUACUACUAAAUCAAAAUAAAUGAUGUCUACACAUUUUGAGAAAAUUAUGUCAAACUAAAUUAUUCUCUUGUUUCUUCAAGUCUUCACUCUUUACGUAAAUUAUUAUUGUUUUUCUUACUAAUUUGAAUUGCGGUGAUAGAAUAAUAAUCAUUUCAUAUUUCCAAUAUUCGAAUCCAGUUAAUGAAUGAGGGGAAUGAUGUAUUUAAAAUCUUGAAUAAAUAAAAAAUCAAACGUUUUCAAAAAUA